GCCAGAUAAGAGCAAUUCGCGAGCGUAGCGGUAGGCCGAGGCAUGACUUGCCGAUCGCUGCGCGCAGAUACGCGUACGCACACACGCGCGCGCGCCGCGCGUUCGGGCCUUCUUUUUUGACCCGUGGGCGCGCGCGCGGCGCUCCGUAACGUCAGUUGGCACGGUGACGCGCAGGUAAGCGGAUCAUCGUUGCGACCGUGUGCGCGCGUGCGUGCGUGCGUGCCCGGCCCGUCCGCGUGUGUGUGCGCGCACGCGAGAGAGAAAGUGCAUUGCGAAAUCUAUAACCGAGAGUCGGGCGCGAUCAGCUGUUGCCGUCGUUGCGCGAGCGUCGUCCGUUCGGUCGUCGUCGUUUUCUUUUCCCGUAAGAGGUGAUUGAGCGCAAAGCCUCGUAUUGCCAGGCGCUAUUGUUGCCGCUCGCGAGUGACAGAUAUCAAUUCAGUCAUGGCUAGCGUAGACGAGCUUAGACUGGAGCUCGUGCAAGUGCUUUUCAGGCAUGGCGCGAGGACGUGCAGCCAACUGGAGGCCGCGCUCGCGAUACCCGAGUACGUCGAUCGGGAGCUCCACGACACGUACGGCUACGAGCAACUGACGAACAUCGGCAAAGCGCAAGCACACAGCCUCGGUUGCGCGCUUCGCGAGCGCUACGACGAGUACCUGGGCGCGCACUACAGACCGCAGCACGUCUACGCCUACAGCAGCAACACCGACCGCACCAAGAUGUCGUUGCAGCUGGUCCUCGCGGGACUCUAUCCGCCGACGCAGCAUCAGAGUUGGCAUCCGGAACUCAAUUGGCAUCCGAUUCCCACGCAUUAUCUGCCCAAGGAGCUCGACAUUCUGCUGCAAACGUUUCACAAUCCCAAGUAUCAGCAGAUUCUGAGGGAAGUCAGGAGCUCGUCGGCGUUCGAAGACAGGACGAGGGAGCUCAUACGGACGAACAAUCGAUACUUGGUCAAGCACAAGAUCGAGACCAUCAACAAGCACGGCUUCCUCGGGCUGAUGGGCAUCUUCAACGUUCUCAAUACUCACAGAGCAGCCAAGGCGCCGCUGCCGCACUGGUACACGGAGGAAUUGUACAGUACGCUGAAGGAACAAGUCAUAUCGUACUUUGACGGCAUGUCGCUCACCACCGAAAUGAUGAAAUUGAGCACCGGCCCGCUCAUCAAGACCGUGCUGGAGAACAUGAGCCUGUCGGACGCGUCCAAGCAAAAUCCAAGGAAAAUUUAUCUGUACAGCGGACACGAGUUGAACAUUGCCGCUUUCACGAGGGCUCACGACAUCAAGGAGUUCAGAUAUCCCGAUUUCGCGAAUGCUCUCGUGAUCGAGAAGUUCCGCGACUCGGACAAUCGGAUUUACGUUAGGAUGCUCUAUCAAACUGGCAGAGACAGCGAUUUUCAGCCUAUAACAUUGGGAAGUCACGCGGAAUAUUGUCCGAUGGACGAAUACUCGAAGGUCAUCGAGAAGGUUUUACCCAGCGACGAGGAAGUCAAUGCCCUGUUCGAGAAUUCUCAGCAGCUCAGCCCUCAGAUUCGCUUCCUCCUCGCGGCGCCUUUCGCGCUCUCUGGCCAUCUGCUCGCGCAUCUCGUCCAAUUGCCUUGUCAGGCGCGCUGCUUCGCUCAAAAGCUCCUCUUCGCCGGCGCGAGUCGACGUUUUGGCCGCGAUCUCGCUCUUCAACACCUCGAAGCUUCCCUCGGUGGACAGCGACGCUCUGGUUCUUUCAACGAGUUGUUCCAGCCACUCACUGCAAGAUCGUUCGACGAUUACCAAACUGAACAGUCGAAUUCCGUGGCUCGAAAAUCGCCCACCUGUCCUGUUUGAGUUUCUCAAAGACGAUCUCUUGAUUAGCCAGCCGAAGAGCAGCACUCGUUUUGCGCUCGUUGCCCGUUUUCAAGCUGCCAAGGGAGCGCGUGAGAGAGAUAGCGAGCAAAAAUGAAAAACCGAAAAGCGAGGCUGUCGAGGCGCGUAUACCCUUGAGCACAGGUGUGCUUGCGGCGACAGGAGUGGAGGCAGUCGAUAUCGACAGCAGCGGCGCGGUGGCGUUCGUUCAACGCGCACUGGUAUACCGCCAAUGCGUCGCCGCAUUCCUCGAGCGACGAUAGCGCGCCGGCCACCGCCACCGACAUCCUGCGUUGCGCGCGCUCUGCGCCCCCCAGCGAUAUCUUUCGCCCCGACGUCACGUUUCUGCUUUAUCGUCUAUGCGCUGCUUACCUACGACAACGGCAUUCUUAUAUCUUGAGGAUCCAAAUUGAGCUUGCGUUUGUAAUUUUAUUUUCUUUCCUGUUUUCUUUUAUUUGUGUGAAUUUUGCAUG
Messenger RNA from Phymastichus coffea, 2306 nucleotides. RefSeq names its product venom acid phosphatase Acph-1-like. The transcript is spliced from 7 exons. The coding region runs from base 442 to 1815 and encodes 457 amino acids. Gene Ontology annotation, molecular function: phosphatase activity. The record is from RefSeq and is a predicted model, not a curated record. Gene Ontology annotation, biological process: dephosphorylation. Lineage: Eukaryota; Metazoa; Arthropoda; Insecta; Hymenoptera; Eulophidae.